CCUCCCAGCGGUUGGCUAACGUGGAAGCGCGUCCCCCUGGCGGCUGAGGAGCCCGGACCGCCUUGCCUGGGCAGUUGGGCGCGCGGCCCGGCGACGGAGGGCUUCUCGGCGCGGCUCGGCCUUUCCCGGGAGGGAGCGAUGGGGCGCGCGGGCGCCGGCGAGCGGACGCCGGUGUAAGACGCGCGGCGCCCGGCCCCGGAGCGAGGCGGCGGCGGCGGCGGCGGCGGCGUCGGGCGCGGGGAAGCCUGUGAGGGCCGCCGCCCCGAGCCCCGGCCUCCCGCGCCAUGGCCCCCAUGGGCAUCCGCCUGUCCCCGUUGGGGGUGGCCGUGUUCUGCCUGCUAGGGCUCGGCGUGCUCUACCACCUCUACUCGGGCUUUCUGGCCGGCCGCUUCAGCCUCUUCGGCCUGGGCGGCGAGCCGGGCGGCGGCGCGGCCGCAGGGUCCGCGGCCGCGGCCGACGGGGGCACCGUGGACCUGCGCGAGAUGCUGGCCGUGUCGGUGCUGGCGGCGGUUCGCGGCGGCGAUGAAGUGAGGCGAGUCCGCGAGAGCAACGUCCUCCACGAGAAGUCCAAGGGGAAGACGCGCGAGGGGGCCGAGGACAAGAUGACCAGCGGGGACGUGCUGUCCAACCGCAAGAUGUUCUACUUGCUCAAGACCGCCUUCCCUAACGUGCAGAUAAAUACUGAGGAACAUGUAGAUGCAGCUGAUCAGGAGGUUAUCAUAUGGGACCGUAAGAUUCCUGAGGACAUCCUGAAGGAAAUCGCCACCCCCAAGGAGGUACCAGCAGAAAGCGUUACUGUCUGGAUCGAUCCACUGGAUGCUACACAGGAAUAUACAGAGGAUCUUCGAAAGUAUGUCACUACUAUGGUGUGUGUGGCUGUGAAUGGUAAACCUGUGCUAGGAGUAAUACAUAAGCCAUUUUCUGAAUACACAGCUUGGGCCAUGGUAGAUGGUGGGUCCAACGUGAAAGCCCGCACUUCCUACAACGAGAGGACCCCGAGGAUCGUUGUGUCACGCUCCCAUUCAGGAAUGGUCAAGCAGGUUGCUCUUCAGACUUUUGGAAACCAGACCACCAUUAUCCCAGCUGGUGGUGCCGGUUAUAAAGUCUUAGCACUCUUGGAUGUACCCGAUAAGAGUCAAGAAAAAGCUGAUCUGUAUAUCCAUGUGACAUACAUCAAAAAAUGGGAUAUAUGUGCUGGCAACGCCAUCUUAAAAGCCCUUGGGGGGCAUAUGACUACCCUGAGUGGUGAAGAAAUCAGUUACACUGGGUCCGACGGCAUUGAAGGAGGGCUCCUUGCCAGCAUCAGAAUGAACCACCAAGCCCUGGUCAGAAAACUGCCAGAUCUAGAGAAGACAGGACAUAAAUAAGCAAAGCUGAUUACAGGUCACAGUUCUUCCCAAGUUGAACGGUCCGCCGAAACGCCGGGGGCUUCAAAGCAUCGGUGCAGACUAUGCAUGGUUAAGGCCAUCCUGAACUUUCUGAAGUAUUUAUGAAGCAUCAGAGACUUAUUUUCCCUGUAAUAGGAUGGAAGAUCAGGGAAAAUGGGUCGCUUCGUGUCUCAAGUAUUGUCUUUAUUUUUGAGACGAUUUUCGUACAGUUGUCAAUACACAAGGCGCAUAUAUAUAUAUAUGUAUAUAUAUAUAUUUGUGAAUUAAAAUCUACAGCUGAGUA
Molecule: messenger RNA, 1671 nt
Organism: Acinonyx jubatus (cheetah)
Lineage: Eukaryota; Metazoa; Chordata; Mammalia; Carnivora; Felidae
Gene: BPNT2
Product: 3'(2'), 5'-bisphosphate nucleotidase 2
Exons: 5
Coding region: 285-1367 (360 amino acids)
Biological process (GO): skeletal system development; phosphatidylinositol phosphate biosynthetic process
Cellular component (GO): endomembrane system
Molecular function (GO): 3'-nucleotidase activity
Source: RefSeq, a predicted model, not a curated record